AUGUUUAGGUUAUUAAAUAAGAGUGAAUUAAUAAAACCAUUUAUAAAUAAUAGUAGUAGUAGUAUUAGUAAUAAUAAUGUUAAUAAUUUAAUUAAUAAAACCAUUAUAUUUCCAACAUUUCAAUCAUUAAUAUUAAAUGAAAAAUUUUAUUCAUUUAAUAAAAAAAGUAAUAUUAGUUUUGUUGCACCAUUAAAAAAGUCAAAUGAUAAAAAUUUUUAUAAUCGUGGUGGUGGUGGAGGUGAAAAUAAAAGUGAUCAACAAAAUAGUAGUGGUGGUGGUAAAAGAGCAAAAUUUUUGAGAGCAAAAGAGGAAUUAAGAAAAGAAUCGUCAAGUAAAGUAUCAUCAAAUUCACUUUAUGGUAGUGGUUUAGCAUCAACUGAAAAUUUUAAAAAACCAAAACCAAGAACAACAACAAUUGGUGAUUAUAAUCCACAAAAAUAUUUUUACCAUCCAGCAAAUAGAAUUCAUCAAGAUUCACCAGAAUAUAAACUUAGAGAAUCAUUAAAACAAAAAAGAGAAAGUAUAAAAAUGGCAGUUGAGAAAAAGCGUUCUAUAAUAUUCGAAAAAAGGGAUCACAACGUUACAAUGGAACAAUUGGAUAAUCAAACAAUACAUAUACAUAAUAAAUCGAAAUAUUUCGAUAAUCUCGAUCCAAAUGCAAUUGGAACUGGUAUUGCAUUUUCAAGACUUGGUAUUAAAAAAAAUUUAGUUGAAUCUUUAAAAAAACAUUUUAACAUUACAAUUCCAUCAUUAAUUCAGCAAUUAGCAAUACCUCCAAUCCUUUCAAAUUCAAAAGAUGUUUUAUUCGUUUCACAAACAGGUACUGGUAAAACUUUAACUUAUCUCUUACCAAUCAUUCAAAAUAUUAAAAAAUCUGAAGAACAAGAAUUAAAAGAAAUUAAAGAAAAUAUUAAAUUAGAAAAUAAUAAUGAAAAAGAAGAAGAACAAGAGGAGGAAAUAGUAGAAAAGGAAGAAGAAGAAGAAGAACAAGAAGAUGAAAAUAUUGAAAAAGAUAAUAAUAAUAAUAAUAAUAAUAAUAAUAAUAAUAAUAAUGAAGAAAUUACAAAUGAAGAAAAAGAAAACUCAAGAUUAUUAUUAAAGAGAGCACCAAGAAGACCAAAAGCAAUUAUUUUAGUACCAACUAGAGAAUUAGCAAUACAAGUUAUGAAAGUUGCUAAAAAGAUUUCAUUUGAAGUUAAAUUUAGUUGUACAGCAAUUUCAAGUGGCGGUGGUGAUCUUAAUAAGUAUUUAAAAACUUUUAAGAAUUUACCAAUUGAUAUAUUAAUUUCAACACCAGGUUCAUUAAUUAAAUUAAUUGAACAAAAAAAGAUAUUCUUUAGUAAAUUACGUCAUUUAGUUAUUGAUGAAGCAGAUUCAAUGUUUACAAUUGGUAAAGGUUUUGAACAAGAUAUCGAUAAAAUCGUUCAACCAUUUAAAUAUCGUUUACAAAAUAAACAAGAGAUUGGUUCAGAAAACGCAAUCAAUGCCACAAUUUGUAGUGCAACCUUAACAGAACAACUCAUGAAACAAAUUAAUCAAUCUUUUCCAUCCAUUGAAAAAUUAUCAACUCCAACAAUUCAUAAAUCAUUAAAUACAUUAGAACAACGUUUCUUUUAUAUUCCGCCAGGUUUAAAUGGUGGUGAUAAACAUGGUGCAUUAAUGAAAGCAAUUGAAAGUGUUGUUCUUAAUAAAAAUGAAAAUAAAAAUAAAAAUAAAAAUGAAAAUGAAAAUGAAAAUAAUGAAAAUGAAAAUGAAAAUAAUGAAAAUGAAAAUGAAAAUGAAAAUGAAAAUGGAAAUGAAAAUGAAAAUGAAAAUGAAAAUGAAAAUGAAAAUGAAAAUAAAAAUGAAAAUGAAAAUCAAGAAGAUAAAGUGGAAACUACAACUACUACUACAACAAAAACUACUACUGAUGGUAAUAAAAUUGCUAAGCAACAAAAGAGAAAAACAUUAAUUUUCUGUAAUAAACCAGAUUCAUGUAGAUCAACAGAAUACUUUUUAACAGAGAAUGGUAUAAAUGCAACAUCAUUACAUGGUGAAAUGCCACCACAUAGAAGAUCAGAAAAUUGGAAAUCAUUUUUAAAUGGUGAUAAAGAAUUUUUAGUUGCAACUGAUAUAGCUUCAAGAGGUAUUGAUAUAGGUUUAAUUGAUCAUGUAAUUUUAUUUGAUUUCCCUUCAAAUCCAAUCGAUUAUUUACACCGUAUUGGUAGAACAGCUAGAGCCGGUAAUAGAGGUUUAGUCACUUGUUUAAUCACUCAUAAAGAUAGAUAUUUAGCUGAUGAAAUUAAAGAAUCAAUUAGAAAAGGUUAUACUUUAGAAAAUAUUUCAAAUAAUAAUUAUAAUAAUAAGAAUAAUAAUAAUAAUAAUAAUAAUAGAAAAAAGUCAUUUAAAUAA
Molecule: messenger RNA, 2391 nt
Organism: Dictyostelium discoideum AX4
Lineage: Eukaryota; Evosea; Eumycetozoa; Dictyosteliales; Dictyosteliaceae
Exons: 1
Coding region: 1-2391 (796 amino acids)
Molecular function (GO): RNA helicase activity; nucleic acid binding; hydrolase activity
Source: RefSeq, a predicted model, not a curated record